UGGCAAAGCACUGAUGAGUUUCAACCUGAUGACACACCAUUAAGACUGACAACCUCUGUAUGACAUCCUGGCUACGAAAGGAAAUAUAGGACUGGGAUUAACCAGUGCUUGGCAGAGAGGCAGUUACGGUAAUUCAUGGAAGAUUUCUGAAGUUUGUCAGAAGAAAUUUCUUGAUAAUUGGAAGGGAAUGGGUACACAUCAGAAGUUCUUCAGUCUAUUGUUAAAAAAAUAUCAGCUAACUUUUAGCUGAUGACGAACUGAAAAAGAGAGAAAAAAAUAAAUCUGGAAAGACUGAUCUUCAUGUUUAAUGACAAAUGGAUGAAAAUUGAAAUGUAAAAGCACUGGUCUUCAUACAUGACCAUGACAACAGAUUUUAUGUGAAGAGAGUGUCAACAAUUUGAACCACAAAGAUAACUGAAAUUGCUUUUAUAUCCCAGUGAAAAUUAGUGGAUUUAAUGGCUUUGUGGAUAAGUAAAUCUGUAGGCUUAUUGAUAAAAAACCACUGACUAGUCGAACUCGGAACAUGACAGGUUGUUUUUAUCUCAAAACACUCAAACACCUUGACUAGAUUAUGCCAUUAGAGUUGCAAAGCUCCUGCAAAACAAGAUUGUGUCUGAAAAACAGUGUUGUGCAACUGGCUUGAGUGUUCUGAAUCAGGGAGGAAAUCUAAGCAUGGCACAUGUUGGCUGUUGUAGUGAAGCAGAAAAAUCCAAUUUUUUCCCAGAAUCGUGAUUUAGAUCAAUUGGACCAAAUCCAGGAAAACUUGAAUUAUUGCAGGAUUGUCUGCAUUCUGCAGGGUUGUCUGCAUUAGGGACAACAAUGCCAAGAUCGAGGCCUUUUUUCCCCUUUUGGAUGAAAGCUGCAAAGAAUUAGCAACCAUAGCUUAUCAACUGAGACAGCUGUACUCAAAUAAUAUUCUAGGAAAUCUAGGAAAUAUUUUUAUUCUCAGUCUGUGGCACAUUCCAGCAUCACAACCAGCUGCGUCUUGGUGAUUCACAGUAAAAAAACGAGUGGAGUCGCGGAUCACUCUGCCUGUGCUUUAUGAUAACAAUAAUCCAUGUUUACGACGUAUUGCAAAGAUGCAGCCUAUGGACCAUUGCUGAUGGCAGCUGAUCAAUACAGUACUGGCACUGGCUUCCAACAUAGCAUAUGGGAAUAGUGUGUACAGCUAUAACCACUGUAUUGGGAGUGAUAGAGAUUACGUCACAGAACACAGUGUCAUUAAUGAGCUAUUACAAUGGGCAUACUCUGAAGUCUUGAUCAUUGGACACUGAACAAGGUGUAGUGAAUCCUUCUGAUACCUGUAAGCUGUGAUGAUAUAUACCAGACACCAUGAGGAGUCUAGACAGUAAAUUAUGGUCUAAUUACUGUUACAUGCCAAUACUGAAGAUAAACAACAAGUACCAUUAUUUUGUGUACAACACAAGAGAUCAUCACCAUCAUCAUCAUGAAAUAUAGUAGUGCCUUGUUGCAAUAUGUAUGGACUGUGUAAAAGGACAGCAUCAACACCAUCAUGAAAUAUAUAUAUACAUUAAUUAUGAUACCUUAUGAUAUGGCAAGGAUGAUGUAGGAUGAGAGCAUCGGCAUCAUCAUGAAAUAUAAUAUUAUAAUGAUACCUUGCAGCAUCGUGACAUAAGGGAAUAUGUAAAAUUACAUAGCAAGUUCUAUACCUGCUAUACCUGGGCACUUGUUAGGUAUGAAAUGGGCAGACCACAACUGUGGUUAAAACAGGAUAUUAGGCUCAAGGGCUAACAGCCUCCCCUUAUUAGGAAAGAGUUGUGGCAACUUUCUCUUAUCUGCCACAUACAGGCAAACUUCUUCCUUUGAGGGUAAAGUGGUUGCUCAUUUGUUAACUCUAACUAGUACCGUUACAUUGUCUCCAAGGAAGAUCAACAUCUAACAUAUCAACAUAGCCUGUGGUUUACUUUGAAACCCUAGGAUGAUCUGGCUUGUCAAGGAUGGCAAUAUAAUAGCUUGAACACAGUAAACAGUGUCUCUGAGGAAUAUAAUUGCCCUGGGUUUUUUGUUGAUACUUGUGGUUGAUACUUGGAAAAGUGGGCAUUGAAUAGCGUGGGUGAUGUAUCAUGUAUAAGUUCCGUUGGAUUCAGGGCUACUUCCACCUAGAGCAGUGUUAUCCUCAGAGGAGCAAGUGGUGGUUGAUGGAGACAGGGAAAGGGGUGACCAGUAGUAUGGAGGAUGAGCUGACCUGUCCAGUAUGUCUGGAGCUCUAUGCUGACCCGCUGAUCUUGCCGUGUUCACACAGUGUCUGUAAGCAAUGUCUACAGGACAUCAUACACAGCAAGAAGGAGAAGACAGACAAUGAAGAGAAGAUUGACUGUCCCUCCUGCAGAAAGCCACUUGACGCAACUAAGGAAGCACUUGCCUCCUUGCCAAGAAACCUUGCCUUAGAAAACAUUGUGAUACGCUACACUGAAGAGUGCAGCAAAAGACUUGCCAAUAAAGCCAGUAUUGAUUUACCCUCACCAGAGCCCUCUGGUGGUAGUGAGGAGACUGAGGAUGUUUUACCAGCUGACUUUCCUGUAGAGCAUCGGCAGAAGUGUGAAUUAUGUGAAGGGAACACGCCCAGUAAAGCUGCCUGGUACUGCGGCCAAUGCUCAGUGGCUUACUGCCAUCCAUGUUUGGACAAAUUCCAUCCAAAGAGAGGCUCUCUUGUUCGUCACAAACUUCGACGUCCGUCAGAUCUAGAAUCGUCCAACAAGGAAGUGUUCUGUCAGGAUCAUGAAGCAGAAGCGGCAGCUAUUUUCUGUGAUCAAUGCCAAAGUCUUGUCUGUCAUCUGUGUGUGUGUGAUGGGGUAGGGAAACAUGCGGGGCACAAGAUAUUGGAUGCAACGACAGCCUCGGGCAAAAUCAAGGAAUUGGUCAGUGGGAAACGCCAAGGACUUGAGAAGCAACUUGUCAGCCAUGCUGAGCAGCAAACCAAGCUAGAGGAACUUAUCAAUGAAAUUAAGAGUAUCCACAAGGAGUCUGAGAGUCACAUAGAAAACCAAUAUAAGCGUCUUUUGGCAGACCUCAGUAUUAUUUUAAGCCAAGAGAGAGAUGCCAUCUUGCACAGUCUCGCAGAGGAAAAGAAUCAGUGUCUUCGCAAAUUACAGCACACGAUGACAGAGAGCAAGCAGCAUAUCAAGCAGAUGCACAUGCUUUCGCAGUCGUGCCAGGAGCUGGUUGAAGAGAAGAAUGUGCAUGCAACGCUGAUAAAUGCCAGUCGUGUAGAGCAGCUAAACAAAGAAGUGGAACAGUGUGCAAACAAGACCAAGGAGGUAAACCUCCAGUUUGAAGACUGUGUGAAGAAGAAGAGCAGCCAAGUGUCUGAUCUGUACACAGGGACCAGAAAGUUUCGCCAUCGAGCAAUGGCUGCUGUACGCUUGAUGCUAGAAGAAGAUGAAGACCAGUGCAAAACUAUCAUUCCCCACAUCAAGUCUCCUACCUCACCCAGGUCACCACAGGGUCAAGGUCGCAGUGAGGCCCCUCGGGUCCACAACAAAUACCUCAUAACCUGGGGCUUCACCUCAACUUCCUUCACGGCUGAGGAACUGACUGCCAACUCCAGUUGGACUGUCACCAUAGACAAGAACAGUACUCACAUGGGCAAUUUAAACACCGGUUAUUUAUUUGGUGUGGGGAUCGCUUCCGUUCCCCUCAACUUCAAGGAUUUAACGGGGAUGAAUGAGAAGUCCCUGGGGAUUAUUUGUUCCGGUGGAGAUAUCAUAUUUGCAAAGAACAGUAAACAGGAGUGUCUGAUGCAGUUGCCGGGGUUACCAGUCUCUGUGUCUGUGGCUGUGAGAAUGGAUCAGCCCAACGUCAUGGUGUUUGCCUAUAAAAUCUCCUGCACACACUGGGGGGAUGUGCUUACGGGAAAGCACGUGGUCACAGACGUGCUGAUGAAGAAGAAAACGUACCCAGUAUUUACUGUCAGCCAGAGAGUGAAAUUGCUCUUCCCAACUUUUGUGUAAUUUUUUUUUAAAUUUAAGUCAGGGUCAUAUAGAGUAAAUUCUUUACUUUAAGCAAAACCUUUUGCCAAUAAUGAUUAAGAUAUACAAAAUGCAGUGUUUACCCUAGCUAUUAUUAGUAUUACUUUGGAACAUAAGUGAGGAAACAUGAAAGUUCUUAAAUGAGUUCAAGUGGAAGAACUUAUAAAGUUAAUUGUAUCAGGUAGAGUUUAAGGUAUGUUGAUGCACACAACCAAAGGCAUCAGAUAUUUUUAGUGAUAUAGCAUAUAUUUAAAAUAUAUAUCCAUUUGUGACUUAUGGUGCUAAACAAGUGUUCUUACAAACACCCUUUUUUUUAGCUUUUAGUUCUGAUUUUUUUUAAACACAUCUGGGAAAAAACAGUACAAACAUCAAUUGUGAAAAGAUAACAUUGUAUUCCAUAGUGUCUUUAUGCCGACUUGAAAAGUUUUUGUUCAAGCGAUAAAUUGCAUGAAUUCAUUUGUCUUACUUCCUCAUUAAAUGUAUCAUGUUUGAAUGAUUCAAAGUAAUUAUCAGUGAAUGCUGUAUUAUAUUAUAUUUUUAGUAAGGACAUGAAUAAAUUGAAUAUUGCUUAGCAUUA
Messenger RNA from Lingula anatina, 4566 nucleotides. Its product is annotated as putative E3 ubiquitin-protein ligase MID2. The record is from RefSeq and is a predicted model, not a curated record. Lineage: Eukaryota; Metazoa; Brachiopoda; Lingulata; Lingulida; Lingulidae. Gene Ontology annotation, molecular function: zinc ion binding; ubiquitin protein ligase activity.